UAUGUCAAGCGAUAUCAUUUAAGAUUUUUUUUUUUUGACCUUGCCGGUUAAAUAAUAUCUGUUGGAAACCCUAAACCCUUCGGUGUUUUCUGUUCGGGGACGAAGGAAAGGAGACGACAUCUGCGAGGAGUGUUAGCGUGGAGGACAAAGGCUAUCAUGGUGAACGUACCAAAGACUAAGAAAACUUUCUGCAAGAAUAAGGCUUGCAGAAAGCACACCUUACACAAGGUAACUCAGUACAAGAAGGGAAAGGAUAGUCUUGCUGCCCAAGGAAAGAGGCGUUAUGACAGGAAACAAUCAGGAUAUGGAGGUCAAACUAAGCCUGUUUUCCACAAAAAGGCUAAGACAACGAAGAAGAUUGUGCUGAGGCUGCAGUGUCAAUCAUGCAAACAUGUUUCCCAACAUCCGAUCAAGCGCUGCAAACAUUUUGAGAUUGGUGGAGACAAGAAAGGAAAAGGCACUUCUCUCUUUUAGGUGCAUUCAGCCGCUAGUUAAUAUUGAAAUGAUUUGAUCAGCCUAGCUAAUAUAUUCAAGCGUCAUGUAUAAUGCAAUUUAUCAAUCGUCAUGAUCAUUAUUUUACUUUUCAUUCUUAAAGUAGUUAAACUUCUUAUAAAUUCUGGUUGCUUGCUUUUGCUGACAAUGCUUUGCAGCAUAGUUAGAAAUAACUUAUGAGCAUUUAUAAUGAAGAAACCUUGGAUUGUUCUUUCCUUGGCUGAUUCUGAACCGUGAGGUUUGAAACAAAACAGAAUGUAUGAGAUUCUAUUUGGUUAAAUUAUUUGUUCUUGUGUC
Molecule: messenger RNA, 789 nt
Organism: Cryptomeria japonica (Japanese cedar)
Lineage: Eukaryota; Viridiplantae; Streptophyta; Pinopsida; Cupressales; Cupressaceae
Product: large ribosomal subunit protein eL42
Exons: 5
Coding region: 157-474 (105 amino acids)
Biological process (GO): translation
Cellular component (GO): cytosolic large ribosomal subunit; ribosome
Molecular function (GO): structural constituent of ribosome
Source: RefSeq, a predicted model, not a curated record